Messenger RNA from Emericellopsis cladophorae, 1137 nucleotides. RefSeq lists its product as uncharacterized. The record is from RefSeq and is a predicted model, not a curated record. Bases 1 to 1137 code for a protein of 378 amino acids. The transcript has a single exon. Lineage: Eukaryota; Fungi; Ascomycota; Sordariomycetes; Hypocreales; Bionectriaceae.
AUGCCUGCGGCUCAGGCUCUUCCCUCUAUGAGGCAUUCUCUACCUACGACGGGGGGUUUUAGACAAGCCAACGGCGGGUUCACUCCGGCGAAUCAGCCUGUGACCAGCAGACCUCAAUCUCCAUUGGUAGCCACGCCUGUGGCGUCGGCACGCAACUCCCCUUCGGCUCCGGAAAGACCAAGCGAACCUCUGGUGGAGAUCAACCGAGAGAAUCUUGUGCUACGACACGAUGGGACUGUCUAUACGUGGCCCGAGUGCAUGGUAGGCGUCCCGAGGCGCAAGAUCCACCCCGGCGACCCAUACUGGGAACCCGACUGGAAGGACGUGCGGUCAGAGGUCGUUGAGGCGAAAGAGCGAUGGCAUCAAAAACACCAGCGUGCUAUUGAACUUGAAGCAAAGAAGGAAAAGUCGGGGUCCAGCAAAUAUCAGAUCGGGAGACAAGUCAACCGUGGCACUAAGAUCCUCGAGUUCCUGGAUGACGAGGACCAGAUCAGCCCCUACCAGCUCCUCGCGAAGCCCUUCAUGCACGCUUCCAAGGGCGGCAUCACGUCCUAUGAUACCCUUUUCCGCCUCUGCGAAACCUUGUCCGAGCUCGCCAAAUUCAACCUUGAUAUCUCCCCCGUGGACUGGAUGCGCCAUCGCCUAUACGAGAUUAUGCUCGAGAGCCCAGACGGCUCUUUCAAUCUGCCCAAGAUUGUGCACGAUUUCUACCACGAUCCCAAGCUGACCGACCUUCGCCACAAGCAUGGUUAUAAGAAUAUCGGACGGCCCUCUGGUCAGACAAGGGGUGGUCGCCAGAGCACUGGUCCCGGCCCAUCAGAAACAACGCCCAAGCAACCGCGCAAGCGCAAGAGCGCUGCCUCCGCAUUGGGUACGCCCCACGAUGGGAGCGAGCCCGUGCCGUCGAAUCCCAUGGUCAUUCACGACGAAGGCCCCUUUCUCCAAGCGCGAUCAGCUAUAGCCAAGAAGCCGCGCACCGAGGACUGGGAGCGCCUCGAGGUCAGCGAACCGGAAGCAGUACACCAAAUAGAGGUGCAGCCAGCAGCCAAGUCUCAGACCGCGGUGGACACACCCAAAGAAGAGCAUGCCAUGAAUGGUUCACAUGAAAUGUCGCGAGACGUUGCAUUGAAAGUGUAG